This is a messenger RNA of Diutina rugosa, 1134 nucleotides long. RefSeq names its product basic helix-loop-helix domain-containing protein. Lineage: Eukaryota; Fungi; Ascomycota; Pichiomycetes; Serinales; Debaryomycetaceae. Gene Ontology annotation, biological process: regulation of transcription by RNA polymerase II. The record is from RefSeq and is a predicted model, not a curated record. Gene Ontology annotation, cellular component: nucleus. The transcript has a single exon. Bases 1 to 1134 code for a protein of 377 amino acids. Gene Ontology annotation, molecular function: DNA-binding transcription factor activity, RNA polymerase II-specific; protein dimerization activity; RNA polymerase II cis-regulatory region sequence-specific DNA binding.
AUGGAGGAGUUUCUUAGAGACAGUCCGCGGGACGGCCACGACUUCCAGUUGCACGUGCAGGAGUUCCUGCCCCACGACGCUGCGUCGCCACCCUACCAGGACCCGUUGUUUGACUUUGACACCACCGCCACCGCCGCCGCGGAGCCGUUUACUCAAGAAUUUGACCCCGAGCCUCACAAUUUGGACGAAUUGAUCCUGCCCAACCACUUGUACCAGACGAUUCUGCCCCAGCAGGCGGUGCUGGCGGCGCCGGCCAACUUGAGCCUGCCCCAGUACUUUCUGCCCCCCGCGAAAACCCACGUGCCCCAAAUGGGGUCAAUGGGGUCAAUGGGGUCGAUGCAACCCCAACCAAAUUAUAACCAGUACAAUCAGCCGCCGCAGCCGCAGGAAAUGACGCCGUCGGCGACGAUCCCCAUCAAUAACCCCAUGGCCUACCAGCAGAUGCACUCGUUCAACCUGAUCCUGGAGACCCAGCUGUUCCUGCCGGGAGGGCUGUACUUGCUGCCCCAGACGAUUAUCAGCCCCAACCUCGAUAAUUUGGACCAUUUGAGGCUGCCGACGUUCGCGCUGCCCAUCAGAAUGCUGACGCUGGUGAAACAGGAACCGUUGCUCAGUCCACCGCCGAGCUCGCUGAUGGCGUUGCUGCUGCUGGUACCGUUGCUGGGCCCCGAUCCGGUUUCCACUGCCGAUACUCGCCUGCUUUCAAAGGAAGAGAAAAUGAAACGGCGGCGUGAGUUUCAUAAUGCCGUCGAACGCCGUCGGCGUGACUUGAUUAAGGAGAAAAUUAAAGAGUUGGGAGUAUUGGUGCCGCCGCUGAUGCUCUCGCCGCAAUUGUGUGCGAUGCAAGUGCUCUCGCAACUGACAAACCCCGAGAUCACCGAGAUGGUGCUGCAAGCGAAAGUUAAGGAAACUAAGCCAAAUAAGGCGACGAUAUUGAACAAGCUGGUCGAAUACAUCAACCACUUGAAGUACGUGUUGGAACAGCAGGAGCGCGAGCGGGCCCGGCUCCAGCAACAGAUCGACGCCCUCCUGCAAGGGCAGGACUAUACCCAGUUCAACCCCGACGAGUUCUUUUCCGACAUGGUGCUGAGCCAGUUUUCUGAUACUACUGGCGAUAUCGAACGGUUUUUUUAA